AACAAUAAUAUGUUUUACAGAGCAAAAAAGAAUUUGGUCAUGAAUUCGAUUGAGAUCAUCAAGAAUGCGAGUGAUAACAUCUUAACACCAUACUUCGCUUUUGCGAUCUGUGUUUGGGGCACAAUAUUUUUAGAGGUUUGGAAACGAAAGCAGGCGACACUCUCGUAUAAGUGGCAAGUUGACCAUUUUGACAUGGCUGAACCGGACCGUCCUCAGUUCUACGGGACAAAGGCCGAGGAGGACAGGUACACAGGAAAGUUGGUGUGGAUGUAUCCGAUGUCCUAUCGUAUGCUGAAGUACUCUGUGUCCACGUCUGUACUCUUAUUGAUGAUGUUUUUGGUUAUAAUUAGCGUCACUUCAGUCAUUCUUUAUCGGGUGUACAGCAAUAUCUCGUGGUGUGGAGAAGAUGCUAAAUGUAAAACAAUCCAUGGUACUGUAAUAGCCACUCUUCUGAAUACGAUUUCUAUAAUGAUACUCGGAUGG
This is a messenger RNA of Limulus polyphemus (Atlantic horseshoe crab), 483 nucleotides long. RefSeq names its product anoctamin-7-like. Gene Ontology annotation, cellular component: plasma membrane. The record is from RefSeq and is a predicted model, not a curated record. The transcript has 3 exons. Gene Ontology annotation, molecular function: chloride channel activity. The annotation marks the transcript as partial. NCBI's taxonomy places the organism in Eukaryota, Metazoa, Arthropoda, Merostomata, Xiphosura, Limulidae. Gene Ontology annotation, biological process: chloride transmembrane transport.